CGCUAGAGUCCGCUUCUUUGUUUGUUACGUCGACGGAAAAGGAAGUGAAGAACUGAACUUUGUUGCUGCUGUGAAGUCGACAUUUGCUGGCUAUGAAAUGACAGCUGUUCCUGAGUCCUGCUCCCUGUCCCGUAUCCCAGGCUGUCCGACUGACCCAUGUAUUCACCAUGAUACUGAGCUGCAGCGCGCUGGUCUUCGCCCUCUUGCUGUCGCAGACGAGAAGCUUCCUGAGUCCCUCAGAGGAUGACGGUGUCCCUGAAGAGUGGGUGCUGCUCCACGUGGUCCAGGGCCACAUCGGGGCCGGAAACUACAGCUAUCUGCGCCUCAACCACGAUGGGAGAAUCGUCCUGCACAUGCAGAGCCUUAAAGGAGACGCAGACCUGUAUGUGUCGGAUAAAACCCUCCACCCGAGCUUCGACACCUACAAGCUGCAGUCGGCCACCUGUGGCCACGACGUGGUGGUGGUUCCGGGGGACUUCACGAGGCCUGUGGGCAUCGGCAUCUACGGCCACCCUUCUUACAAGGAGAGCGAGUUUGAAAUGCGGGUGUUUUACGAUCAGACAGCACAGCAGGACCCGUUUGAUAAGGGCUCGUAUGCUUCCAGUGACGAACGUAAGGAAAAGACAUCUGGGCAGGCAGCAGAGGAUGACUUUCAGGAAGAAGAGUCGAUCUUUUGGACUAUUCUGAUUGGACUCUUAAAGAUAAUACUUGAAAUUUUGUUUUGAAGAUGACUUCCUUUGCUGCUGCUGUAAUGCAGGGAUAGGUCUGUUCUGGGCUCAGUCAGCCAAUCGGGGAGGGGGGGCAUCUUCUGUCUGCAAUCAGAAUGACACAGGUUGAAUGGUACAAACUUUAUUGGAUCAUUGUGAAUUCACAGGUGAAGCAGAACUGUUUGAUCAGGGCUGUAUGUUUGAUAAAAAAGCUGGUUAGACCAGACGGAGGUCACGUUGUCAUGGUGCCAGAAUGAAAUGUGUUGAAGUGCAGCUCAUGCUUUGAUUUUGGGUUUUUAACCACAAGGACAGGAGGCGAUUAUCUCUGGAUUCAGGUUAGGUUUAAUCUAAUGCUCUGGCUGUCCAUCAGUCACUGUUAUCCCAUCAUUAAAUAACGCGCUCCUCAUUCUUACACAAAAGCAUUUUAACUUUUGAAGGAUAACUUUUUUUGCUCUCAUCCUCUUUUAUGACAUUUUCUCAGUUUUUACAUAAUUUUGCUAACGGCCUUCUUGGUUAUGGAGCCACAAUAGUGACAAGUAUUGUAAUUUCAUCCAAGUACAGCUGCAAAUCACAUGUACAAGUCUGAAAACGUUUAUAGCUUAUAGAGGAACUGGCUAAUAGAGACGUGUUUUUCUCUCCAGAAAGAAACUUUUGAGUUUCCAUAAACAGACUCACCUUUAGGGAGCUGGGGCAGUCGCGCUGGCGUAGUGGUAGGAAGCCUGUUUCCCUCACUGGGAAAUUAAAACUACUGGCAAAGUAUUUACUAACCAAGAUGAAAAAAAAUCGUUAUGAGAUUAAAUUGUGACAUUUUUUUUAUCCCAUACUUAUAAGAUACUUUGACAAUAUUUUUAAUUUACCUGUGGUGGGACUGGGCUUCCAUAUUAUAGUACUUGUUCACAAGAGGUGACGUUUGUGGACACAGAAGACCUCCACCCUCUUCUGUCAUUAAUUCUUUAGUCAAGAGUGUAAAAUAUGGGACAAAUGUGCUGUACUUGUUAUUAACUUGUGUUUUCUGACUGUAGCUGUACUUGUUCUUAGUUUCAAAUAAGUCCCUGUCUUAGCUCCAUACUGUCGCCUGCAUCCACAUCAGUUACUUGGAAGAAAUGAAGCUGCUUUCAUGAAACCUGAAGCUAAGCUCAUUCACUGGCAGAUUACUGCAUCAUCUCUUCUAAUCUAAUCUCAUUUUUGGCACAAUUUCUUUUAAUUGGAAGCUUUCAGGGGACAGAGCUUAAUGAAUAAAAUCAGCUCCCAGAAAAUUCAGGAAUACCAGAAAUUUGCCUACAGGACUCCAGUCCUGCAGCCCACCAGGGUCUGUGUUUAUUGAUGUCAGGACAAAAUUAGUAACACAGUCCUUAGUCUUUUAGAGAUUUUAAUGGAGGUGGACUGACAGAUCCUUUAAAUUUAUUUGCAUUUUAUUAGCUGUUCAAGAUGUUUUGUUUAUCCAGACUGAAAAACAACAGGUUUAUGAAUAGAUUGCUAACAUUUUAACACUAGUAGCAACAUUUUAUUUGCUUUCAUCGUCUUGGUUUUGCCUGUUGGACGCAACUGUUU
This is a messenger RNA of Melanotaenia boesemani (Boeseman's rainbowfish), 2258 nucleotides long. RefSeq names its product chromosome 4 C6orf120 homolog (gene c4h6orf120). Lineage: Eukaryota; Metazoa; Chordata; Actinopteri; Atheriniformes; Melanotaeniidae. The record is from RefSeq and is a predicted model, not a curated record. Bases 168 to 725 code for a protein of 185 amino acids. The transcript is spliced from 2 exons.